CAAAUGGCAUGGAAAAGAAUGAAAAAAAUAAGAAGUGUUGGGUUGUGUGAAGCCACAGAGCAGUUCACAAGGUCCUGCUCAAGGUGCCCGUACACCCGUGUCUUCCAGCUUCCGUCCUCUGGAUGUAUUGAAUGUAUUUGGAAAAGAAAGAGGUGAAGAGCGGUCUCAGGGAUCCCAUCAGCUUUCUGCCUCUGUCCCUACUGACUCCAGCAACACGAUAGUUAUUUGCAGUUGUCAGGAUGGCUACAGGCAUUUCACCCGCAGAAACCAACAAGUUUCCUGGCCAUGAAGGCAGCGGCAGAGCAGCUGUGAGCGCUGCAGGCGAAGGAGGACCAGCCCCGCAGCCAAGGAACUCUUCCCCGCCGGCGGCGCCUUAAGAAGAUGCUGCCCAGCUAAAAGGAUGCUGAGCGCUCAGGGCUUGUUCGCUGGUCCCGUCUGCUCUGCUUGUUUCCAUGCAAACGUUUCCUCCAAUAUGAGCCGUCUGGUGGGGCUUCCAGUGCGCGUCGCCAUCUGCCUGCUUCUGCUCAGCUCCUUCAGCCUGCAAGGCCUUGCUUUUCGUGACGAGGGGAGGCACGUCAGAGAACUGCCCCGGUCCUCCCCGACCGGGAACAGCUUCCAAGAUGUGGCCAACGAGAGGGGCUCAAACCCUGGAAACAACUCAGGCUCGCCUUUACCAACAGUCGGCGCUUCUUCCUUCGAAAGCCCGUACAGCGCUUCAGUGGAGUCCUCUGGGAAGUCAUUCAAGACCACCGCCACCACCGUUAAAGCCAUGUUGCAAUCCAUUACGGGCAUCCCCGUUCUCCUGGGACGCCAGAGUUUGGACAUUUACGCCACAGCAUCCCCAGGGACGGGCAGAAGCGUUGGCCCGUUCGAUUCCAACGAACCCCGUGAAGAGCUAGAUAAAAACAAAGCGGAGGAGAUUUUGCUCACCACCGUUGUGACAACUCCCGUUCCAAAUAUUCAGGGUGAGGUGCAGGAUGGCACCGCAAGAGAGACGACGGAGGGGAACGGAGGUGUUGGAGCAGGGCUUAGCUCCACAGAGAAUCUAAAACAGGAUGUUUCUACCCCCAGUUUCCUGGAAGGCAUGAAAAGCAUCCGAUAUUCCAGCACGCCCUGGCCGACCGCACAAGGAGAGGCGGCGCGUCUUCCGGGUACCACAACGGGCGACCAGACCACAGAUCCUUCCCCACCGGUGGGACAGCUGCUCCGUUCUGAGCAAAGGCCAAAUGGAGAGGAUGACCUCUUGAUUUCGACCAACCAAGGAGCAACCACGGGACCCACCCUCGUCCCCGCAGACAACGGAUUCAAUCCGGAAGGGGGAGCCUCCCACGGUCCGCGGCCCUCCAACGACACGCCCAGCGCUCCGGCCGCGCCGCAAAGCGAUGAGUGGGAUGAUACAAAAUCGGGGCUGGCCGGCCAGGCAAGAACUGCCCAACCGGUGGGAGAGAAUUGGUUCCAGACAGUAACGGGGCUUUCCCUACAGCCCGGAGGGGAGGAUGAGGAAGAUGAGGUGAAGAAGGCCCUGGCGCCAAGAGUUUGGGGACCUGGAGCAGAAGGGCAGAAAGAGAUUUCCAUGGACUCUGGCCAGGCACUCAUGGAGGCGCCGACCCCACUUUCUGCCGGCUUGAGUCCUGCCGAGGCCACUGACACACCGGAGAAGGACCACUCCUAUGCUGAACGCCCGAUGGAAGAGGCGGGCCAGCCUGUGGCUAACCUGUCUGGAUUGCGUCUAGAGACGGCAACGACCACCGACGUGACCAAAUCAGGUGUCUUCCAAACCCCAGCAAUGCCUCUAACAGGCAAUCCUCAAGGGGCAGCAAUGGCCUUCCAUGACACUGAUGCCAUGCUACCAGCUGUGACCCCAGGAGACUUCACUACUCAGGCUCCCACAGGGCAAGCACAGACGAUGGAGGAAGAAAAGGCCUCGGCAACCCAAAUACUACCUGUUUCAAGCACCUCCGAGAUGCUGAGAAAGUCAGAAAGCAUGGCAACGACCGUAUUACCUCUUUCCACCCUUUCGUCUAUUGCUAAAACGGUGGAUGCUGGAGAUACGGCUCCCGUCCCGGGAAAGGAUGAAGUCACUUCUGUGGCUGACUCAGCUACAACUCUAGCUAAAGUAGGAGCGCAAACAGAAGAUGUUCUUGACCGAACAGAAGCCAUGACUGCUCUGCCUUCCUUGGCGCCUUCCACAAGGAAACCCACUGUGGCUGCUGCGCACCGGAUUACGACUGCUGCAACCUAUGAACUGGGCAGACUGGAAUGGGAAGAGGAAGAGGAGGAAGAGGAAGAAGAGGAGGAGGAAGAGGAGCCCGACGAGGAUGAGGAGGAAGAGGAAGAUGACGAGAAUGACGAUGACAGGGACCCAAACUCCAUGGAUGAAAGCUUGGAUGGGGAGGGUGACUUAGUCGGCUUCACUGUUCCCGGGGAGACCUCACAGGAUCCUCUGGGAGAACUCGAAGACGCUGCAGGCCCACUUUCGGAGGUAUCGUACCAGGUGCCGAGCGCCAUCGAGUGGGAGCAACAGAACCAAGGGCUCGUGAGAAGCUGGAUGGAAAAGCUCAAGGAUAAGGCUGGUUACAUGUCCGGUAUGCUGGUUCCUGUGGCCGUGGGCAUCGCCGGCGCACUUUUCAUCCUGGGCGCGCUCUACAGCAUCAAGAUUAUGAACCGCCGACGCAGAAAUGGCUUCAAGAGACACCGGCGAAAGCAGAGGGAGUUUAACAGCAUGCAAGACCGAGUGAUGCUUUUGGCAGAUAGCUCCGAAGAUGAAUUUUGAAUCAGACCGCAGUGCUGCGUGGUUCCUCUCCAGUGACUAUUUCUCCUCACAUCUUUCUUCCUCCCCCCCCCAAUUUUUGUUUCUUCGUUUUGCAAAGAGAGGUGUGCAAGCGGAAAACAUUUCUGCUGCAUCUCAGCUACCAGCUGUGUCUCGUGCACCCACCUGCCGGCGGUGGCUUCUGCAACCCACUCACACACAAAGCACACACAAAUCGGAGCAUGCUGCAGUGCCGGCAAAACACACCAGAAUUAUGAUGAUUUUU
Molecule: messenger RNA, 3035 nt
Organism: Pogona vitticeps (central bearded dragon)
Lineage: Eukaryota; Metazoa; Chordata; Lepidosauria; Squamata; Agamidae
Gene: ARMH4
Product: armadillo like helical domain containing 4
Source: RefSeq, a predicted model, not a curated record